Lasiosphaeria miniovina is the source of this 1449-nucleotide messenger RNA. RefSeq lists its product as uncharacterized. The record is from RefSeq and is a predicted model, not a curated record. Bases 1 to 1449 code for a protein of 482 amino acids. NCBI's taxonomy places the organism in Eukaryota, Fungi, Ascomycota, Sordariomycetes, Sordariales, Lasiosphaeriaceae. The transcript has a single exon.
AUGGCGGUUCCACACGCGCUCCCAGCAGCGCUGGGCGCGAUUGCCAUCCUUCCAACUACGGCAAUCCUGGUGAUUCACAUCGUUCUGGCCCAAUCAUUAACAGAUUCCACAUCUCCGGUCAGGAUAACAGCUAUCGUCGCCGGAACUCUCGAGGCCGUGGCACUUGUUGCUGUUUCCUGUCUGUCUUACUCACAUAUCGCGUCGCGGCCCCGGAUUCCUCAACUGAGGAAACUCAGUGGCAUCUGGUUUGGAGCGGCACUAUUUCUCUGUGUUGUCGCCGCCGCCGUGUCCGUGGCCGCUAUGAUUUGCCUUGGCAGCGCCGAUCUACCCAACACAAUACUGGGCUCUCAGGCGACAAAGUUCUUGAUCGGUGCUUCAGUGACGCUUGGGCUCGCGUUUGCUGCCCAGCUUGUUUUCUUGGUCUUCCACUUUGUCGCAAGCCGGAUAGAGGGCAACAACGGCGGCGUAGCGCUCCAGGUCGAGGAGGACCGUAACCGAUCGCACGAGCGCAUCAAGGCCAUCGCCUACCACCACACGAGUGCGCCAGCAACAAAAACCAGCAGCACUAUGUCGGUCGACUCGCGCACCCCGCCAGGAUCCAGCAGCGGACGGUCAGCCACCGAAACUAUGAGCUCGAUUCGAUCAUCGCUAUCCCACGUCGUGCGGCCCAUAUCGUCCAAGACGCGUCUGUUGUCUGGAAGUCAGCGGUCAUCUCGUCGACCUGCCUCGCUCGAAGUGGCUUCUCUUCACGAUCACAGGCCGCGGUCCAACGGGGAUGGGUUCGAUUCUUGGGACACUUCAAAUGUCGACCCACAGAACCGACAGACUGUUCUGGAGACAUCAUCGCCGCCGCUGCCCCGAUUCCUAGAAACUAUCCCCGCCAGUCCGACCACAAGCAGAAGUCCAAGUCCCGGCACACCUCUCGACCUGGAGCCGCCGCGGUCAAGACGGAGGAGCCGAAGCUACAGCCCUGCCUCAACAAAUUCCCAGCAGACGCUGCGGCCAACGUUGACGCAACACUCAUCGCAUAGUGAAUCUCACAUUCACCCUCUCUUCCGCUCCGACUCGCCUGCGCCACCGGCCAUCACGACACCAGGGACUGUGGUCCUGGCGGCGCCAAAUGCGGGCCAAAUAACAGACAGGCAAAGCAUACGGAGCAUUCGCAGUCUCACGCGCAUGCGCAGCGGGAGUCUCCCGGCUCACCCGAGCCCUCUAAGCACUCUAAGCAGGCAGGGGUCGCUCGAUUCUUUCCAUCAGAGAACGGAGAGCAGCUCACCCGAGAUUCGCGAGGAGGACGAGACGGCAGCCAAUGAGUCUGAGAGGAAAAUGACGCCCCCGAUUCCCGACUGGAUUUUGAGCGCUGGUUGCCGGACUAGUCUUUCUGGCUACAAUAGCCGAAAGCUUAAGACGCCGGGCGAUGGAGACGCUUCGCCAGUGACCGAGGUGUGA